UUGAAUUGAAUUUUAUUUUAGACAGACUCAUACGUCAUCGUGCUUGUGCUUUAAAAGAUACUGCACAUGCUUUGGUGGAUAGUGAGUUGGAUGAACAGUUUGAAAAAAUGUGCCAGGACAUACAUGAAGCUAGAGUGAAAAGAGGUGAAAUCAGCAAAUACAUACCAAAGCCAUUUCGAGUGCAGUCCUCCUCAAACGAAACUGUGGAGGCGGAUUUGACAUCUAAAUCCACUGGCACAGUUCCAACAACUUCCACUUCAGAAACUUGUACCACCAAUGAUAGUUCCAGUCAGAGUUACAUUACCCGCCAUGGCAAACGCCAACAGAAAUUGCAAGAGAUCAUUACUAAUAAUGGAGAAACAGCCAAGAAAACAUGGCAAAACUGUGGAAAGCCUUCGUCUAAUUUUGCCGUGGUGAGAAGAAGGAAGUCUGCCUGGUUCGGUUCUCGUACCAUUUAUAGGCGUCCUAUUCACUGUAACAAAAAUGAAUCAUUUAAAAUUCAAAAUGAUGCAAAAACGUCAAAAGACGUUUCCAUUUCUCCUUUGCAUGGUAACGAUUUGGGAAAUUCCAUAGUCAAUAAUCGAGUGGUAAAUAAUUUUGAAGAUCAUGCAAAUUCUUUGAACGACUUAAAUCUUUGCGAGGGAAUUGAAAUUGAUCCUCCCCACGGAAAAGAUUCGGCGUGUAACAAUCAUGUUCGUGAAGAUCCAUUGCAAGAGUCAAGUAAUGUGCCUACAGAGGAUGUCGAUGCCCGUUUGUCGGAAGUCGACUGUCGAGAUUCCUCAGGUUUAUCUACCUCACCAUGUGCCACUGGAAACAACUGUGAUAAAACAACUUUAGAGAAUAGCUGCUCAAAUGCCUUUAAUUUGCAAAGAGAUAAUUUAACUGAAACUUCUUGUAAUGAACCAAAAAAUGAUAAUCGAGAGGAUUUAAUAAGUAAGAAUAAAGAUUCUGGUGGCGAAGUAGUAACGCAAGAAAGUCAAGCUUCCGAAAACCAUUCUGUGCCACCAUCUGAGAACAUACAAGAAAUGCCGAAAGAAGUGUCCGUCGAUCAGGACAGACUGUACGGUCUUUUGAACAGACUGGUUUCCGUAACGGACGAUUGGCCGUCGGAUUCCUUGGAGAAGUCUUAUCGGGUUCUGGAUAGUUGCAUCUACAGACAUCGCCGAUCCUGGGACAAGCGACUUCUUUUGACCGAAAUGGAAGCAGAAGUGGAAAGCUUCGGUCAAUUCAGACCCAUUUCUUAGUGUCGGACCGAGACGUCCGUCGUCGUCGUCGUCGAAAGAAUGACAGUAAAUCACGUGCGACCAGAAGUUGAAUGCAUUCCCAUCGUGUGUAUUUCAUUCCGAAGAACGUCCUAUUGGAAAAAUGCUGUGCCUCACUGGAAAGAUCUAUCUGAUAGUAAUUUGUCAUUUGUACAUAUACAUAUAUACAUAUAUAUAUAUAUAUAUAUAUAUAUACACACGCACUCAUUUAGAUAUAUAUGUAUAUAUCUAUAUAUACGUAAGUUAGUGUACGAGACAAUGAGAGAGCACGAUAUCCGAUUAUCCGUGCCGCCAAAAAGAGUAAAAAAUUUUACAAUGUACAGUUGGAAUCGCGUGGAAAGAAGAAGUAGUCGACACUCCCGAAGAGGGAAAAGACUGUGCCUUCGUUUGUAGAAGCAUUCUCUUCCGGAUCUCGUGUAAAGUUUUAGCGAGCGACGCGUGACAAGCGACGGUUCGAAACGCGUCGUCCGUAAUACUAGAAAUGUAUAUCGGAGCGAAAAAGCCACUUAGCAUAUCAUUUAAUGUCGAUUUUUUACGUUAUUCUUUUUACGUUAGUCACCGGCCGAUUUUCCAAGAUUUAGAACUUGCCAACUGCCAAACGGCACGUGACGAAGUUUUCAAAUGAUUCCUGCAAAAACCAACCAAAGAAAGCCCGGAAAUUACGUUAAUUCCCAGACGUUUGCUCGAUCCGUUAAAUCAACCCGUUUUUUGUUGUUUUUACGGACGAUUGGAACGGGACAAGAUACGGAUGGCCCAAGGAUUUUAGCGAUUUACGGGAGUAUUUUUACUUUUCUAUUUUAUUCCAAUGGAUCUACGCGAAUGUGUAACUGCCAGAAAUCCAGCGAUUCAUCACUGCCAGUAUUAAGAGUUUUGUUCGUUAGAUGCGAAGAAUCUGGCAAACAACUUCGAUGCCGUAUAUAUCUACGUGUACCGUACGUCUCCGUGUAAACGGCAACAAACACCGGAUACGUUUCGAAAUAUUCGAGUGGGCAAAAUUUAUUAGUCGACAAGACGAAUAUUUUAACUUUUCGUUCGUUUCUUUCCGGAGAAUAUUUUGUAUCGCGGGCCAACGUUUCUUCGCGUUAUCGGACCGGAUAACGCGGCGAUUCCGGCUACGUUUAGCCGUGGCCCCAUGUUUCUUUUUGUACGAUUUUAGCCACUUUUUCUCCGCGUGGCUCGUUUCUUUGGUGCAUUCCCACGCGUCGAACGAGCGGGAGCGACCGUCGAUCGUCGGUGGGGGUGAGGAUCGGGCCGUCCGAGAACAUUUGGGAUUUUUUGUUGGAGACGUCCGGCCGUUGCCGCGUUUGCUCAAUAUAAAAGCGGGCGUAACGUAGCGGACGAAAAUCCGCCGCGUGACGUUAUCGAAGACACUUCGCAGUUUUUAAGUCGCAGUCACUGCCAUUUUCACAAAGUUUUACGGUUAACUUUGUAUAUAUUAGUAUUUUUGUUGUUAAAGUGAGGAGUCUUUCUUUACACUGCCAGUUCCCGUGUAUCCGUCGUUUUUGUUUUCAAUAAAUUUACUUUCACCGGAA
This is a messenger RNA of Centruroides sculpturatus (bark scorpion), 2794 nucleotides long. RefSeq names its product ATPase family AAA domain-containing protein 2-like. Bases 108 to 1244 code for a protein of 378 amino acids. The record is from RefSeq and is a predicted model, not a curated record. The transcript is spliced from 6 exons. Lineage: Eukaryota; Metazoa; Arthropoda; Arachnida; Scorpiones; Buthidae.